This is a messenger RNA of Nicotiana tabacum (common tobacco), 1223 nucleotides long. Its product is annotated as CASP-like protein 5B1. Gene Ontology annotation, cellular component: membrane. NCBI's taxonomy places the organism in Eukaryota, Viridiplantae, Streptophyta, Magnoliopsida, Solanales, Solanaceae. The record is from RefSeq and is a predicted model, not a curated record.
UAUCUCCGAGUCCUGUUUAUGGGAAUUUGUCUUGUUAUAAUCGUACUUUCCUAAUUUUCUCCGUUUGUUAAAGUAGUUUAUGUUCAACUUUUAGAAGAGAUUGGGUUCCAGUAGACGAUAAGGGAGCUUUGGUAUGAUUUAAAGAAAUGAUUUCCCUAUAAGUGGGUUCGUUGAAACUUUGAUUAGCUUCACCAGACAUCACAUCUCACAUCAUUCUUGCUUUUCCAAAUAACCUCCUCUUUUCCUAUUCAUUAACCAACUUAAAAAUAUAUAUUUCCUUUUCAAUAUGGGGUAAAUUAUUGUUUGAUUACUCUGUUUUUGUUAGAAAAUUGAUUAGGUAUAAAGAUGGGAAAAGUCAUUCUACAAGUGGAGAUUGAGAAGAACAAUCCCUCCUAUCUUGACUUUACUAUUGUCAGCAUUCCAGUUUUCCUAAUCAAACGCUAAUAGAAAAUUCAAACACCAAUUUCAUCUCUCUUUUUCCAAAAGAAAAAUUGUUUUCUCUCUCUCUCUAUCUAUCUUGUUGUCAAAUCUGCAGGAACAGCAUCUUAUGGGAAUGUUUUUAAACAUUCCCCAUCUUCUCUCUGUAAAAAUUCAGUGUUAGAUUCUUUCGAUGAAGGAGGUGUUUGGGAGUCCAGGGAAGGUGAGUGGGCUAAUAUUGAGGAUGGGUCAAUGUUUAUUUGCUUCUGCUUCUAUUGCAGUUAUGGCCUCUGCUUCUGGUUUCUCCAGCUCCACUGCCUUUUGUUAUUUAAUAGCAUCAAUGGGGUUGCAAGUAUUGUGGAGCUUUGCUCUUGCCUGCUUGGAUAUCCAUGCUUUAAGAUUGAAGAGAGAUCUGCGGAAUCAUGUCUUUGUGAGCUUGUUCGUGGUUGGUGAUUGGGUGACAGCCACUCUAUCCCUCGCGGCUGCCUGCUCAUCAGCUGGCGUGGUGGUUUUGUUUGUGAAAGAUACAAAUAUCUGCAAAGUUGAGAAUAAACUAUCCUGCGACUUGUUUCAAAUUUCAGUGGCUUUGUCUUUUCUCUCAUGGUUCCUUCUUGCUAUCUCUUCCUGCGUCAUGUUUUUGCUUGCAGCCUCUGACUAAAGGAUAUUAUUUUUCUAUUCAUGUUGUGAAUAUUUCAGAAAUUAUGUACAGGAAAUAGUUAAAAUGUCCUCUCACUGGCUUUCUUCUAAAGUCAUGUUAUGACACUCAGUAUAUUCGGAAAUGAAACGUUCAUCAUUUUUUGUUGCAA